UCCUUUCAAACUUCACACUUCUUGUGAUGUGUAAAUCCAAAUACUUCAUUUGACGUAUCUAUCAUUUAUCAUAUAUUGAGUAAACCAAAUCCACAUACUUUCCAUGGAAGAAAAACAAUUGAUUGUGAGAUCAAUAUAUUCCUUUGUUUUUAUGUUUUUGCUUGGCUUCAAACUACUUGUUACAGAGGCUCAACCACCAAACUAUGUGGGAGAUGACUGCAGUUCCACCACCCCAAAAUCUCUCAGCAGUGAAUACAAAGACAACCUUAAAAGUGUUCUGACAUGGUUAUCCUCAGAUGCAGCCACAAGCAAAGGCUAUAACCAUAACAGCUUUGGCAACAGCACCUCUGGUGCAGAUGCUGCUGUGUAUGGCCUCUAUGAUUGCCGUGGUGAUGUUUCUGGAUACUUUUGUCAGUUCUGUGUUUCCACUGCUGCCAGAGAAGUUCUUCAGCGCUGCCCGAACAGGGUAUCUGUUAUUACAUGGUAUGAUUUCUGCAUCUUAAGGUACUCAAAUGAAAACUUCUUUGGUAAUGUUACAGUAGACCCAUCAUGGAAUCAUACUGGAUCAAAAAAUGUCUCUAGUUCGGAAGAGAUUCAAAAGGGUGAGGGUUUUAUGAAAAGUUUGAUCAGAAAAGCUACUGUGGAGACCAACCAGUUGUACUAUAUGGAUGGCUUCAAUUUGAGUUCCACUGAGAGAAGGUAUGGCUUGGUUCAAUGCAGUAGAGAUCUCACAAGUGAAGGGUGCAGAGAGUGUUUGGAGACCAUGCUAGCAAAAGUUCCCAAAUGCUGUGAGCAUAAGUUGGGGUGGCAAGUUUCCACUGCAAGUUGUCUCAUAAAGUAUGACGACUAUAUUUUCUACCUUCCUCCCAAUCAAGCAUCUUCUGUUUCUGUGCCUGAUACUCAAAUAGCCAAACAAAGGGGUGGUAGUAAGGCAAAACUAUUGAUGAUUGGCUUAAGCGUGCUGGGCGCAGUAGCUUUGCUAUGUUUCAGUGUUUAUUGCUUCUGGUUCAGAAAAAGAACUAGAACUGGAAGAAGAACUGGUGGAGGUAUCCCUGAGACCAUUCGUCUAUCUUCGUAUCACAAUGUUCAAACUGAGGAAACACUGAAUCCAGACAUCUCUACAAUCCCAUUAAUCACAAUUCUACAAAGUACUGAUAACUUUUCAGAAGCAUCUAAGCUAGGGGAAGGUGGAUUUGGCCCCGUUUACAAGGGAGUUCUACCAGAUGGAAGACAUAUUGCAGUCAAAAGACUCUCAGAAUCUUCUGGUCAAGGGUCAGAAGAAUUCAAGAAUGAAGUAAUGUUCAUAGCUAAAUUGCAACAUCGCAACCUUGUAAGACUUUUGGCAUGCUGUUUGGAGGAAAAAGAGAAGAUACUUGUAUAUGAGUAUAUGACAAACGCAAGUCUCGACUUUCACCUCUUUGAUGAGAGAAAGAAAAGACAGUUGGAUUGGCAACUAAGAUUAAGCAUCAUUAAUGGCAUAGCAAAAGGACUUUUAUACCUUCACGAGGAUUCUAGACUCAAAGUUAUUCACAGAGAUCUCAAAGCUAGUAAUGUUUUAUUAGAUGAUGAAAUGAAUCCUAAAAUAUCAGACUUUGGAUUGGCAAGAUCAUUUGAGAAAGGCCAGAACCAAGCAAAUACAAGACGAGUAAUGGGCACAUAUGGAUACAUGGCUCCAGAAUACGCUAUGGAAGGAUUGUUUUCAGUGAAAUCUGAUGUUUUCAGCUAUGGAGUUCUUGUUCUGGAAAUCAUUUGUGGGAAAAAGAACAGUGGAUUCUAUCUAUCAGAAUGUGGUCAAAGUCUUACAUUAUAUGCUUGGAAAGUUUGGUGUGAAGGAAAAUGCUUGGAACUAAUGGAUCCAGUGUUGGAGGAAAGUUUUGUAGAGAGUGAAUUUGUGAAGUGCAUGCACAUUGGUCUGUUGUGUGUUCAAGAAGAUGCAGCCGAUAGACCAACAAUGUCCACUGUAGUUGUAAUGCUAGCUAGUGACAUGAUGUCUCUUCCAAAACCUAACCAACCAGCAUUUUCAGUAGGAAGAAUGACAUUAGAUGAUGCAUCUACUUCAAAAAGUUCCAAGAAUCUUUCCAUUAAUGAUGUAACUGUCUCUAACAUUUUUCCAAGAUAAUGGAAACUUUCAUACACAAACCUCUUUCC
Vigna umbellata (rice bean) is the source of this 2148-nucleotide messenger RNA. RefSeq names its product cysteine-rich receptor-like protein kinase 10. Gene Ontology annotation, biological process: protein phosphorylation. Lineage: Eukaryota; Viridiplantae; Streptophyta; Magnoliopsida; Fabales; Fabaceae. The record is from RefSeq and is a predicted model, not a curated record. Gene Ontology annotation, cellular component: plasma membrane. Gene Ontology annotation, molecular function: ATP binding; protein serine/threonine kinase activity.